GUAGAAUCUAUGUGUGACUUGUCUUGAGCCUCGACUUGAUCAAACUAAUUCUGCACGAAAGUGGAAAUAGUCAACUACACCGCAGUUGAUUGAAAAUGGGAGGUGCUGCGAGUAAGUCCAAAUCCGUUGCACAAGCAAUUCCCAAAGUGGCCGCAGCCAGGCCCUCUGGAUCAGCACAAGCUGGCGCAGCACCGCCGCGGAGUGCAGCGCAGACUGAAGGUCAUAGCCGAGGACAUAGUAGCCAUGGAGAAGGCCCAACAUCACCAUCGUUCUCAGCGAACGAGGCAGUGGAGAGAGGCAACGAGCAAGCAGAGAUCGCCCGACGACAACAUGCGAGGCCUGCGAAUAUAGCAAGUAUGCCCGAGGACUCAACCGACGAGGGGCCAGAUGCAGGCCUUCUGGAACGCUUACAGAACAUGGUUGUGGAGUCGACUGACAAGGAUGUCGAGAGGCCGUCGCAUCCGCUGAAACUGCCGCUGAAAGGCACAAGAAGACGGCAGAUGGCUGACGGCGGUUUGACGCUGCCGAAAGGCUAUUCCACAUACAAACAUAUUAUGAUGGCAUUGCACUUCAAGCAGCUGCAGAGGGAAGGCUUCCGAACCGCCGAGGACAUUGCGGCUCGAUUGGAAAUCGCCGAGGACGAUGCCCGUGCACUUGUUCGCUACUUUGCCGUGUUCAAGGAGGUGAUCGAUGACUCGAACUAUGCAAUUGACGAACGUGUUCAACAUGCCCAACCGAACCUUGAACAAUAUACCGGUCUUAGCACCCGGAGGAUACCCAAACCUGACCCGUAGGCGCCCCGCCGCAAGUAACAAGGUCCACGGCAAGCUGCUAUUUGAGAUACAGUAGUAGACUGUCCAGCACGCUGUACCGUAGAGUUCACCUAUGGAGUGUUGUGAGCGCCAGUACCGGGAUGUGCUGCAGAUGGAUUCACACACACACAGGCCUUACUAACCAGUUGAGCAGCUGUAUAUGCAGCUGUGCAAUACUUGGCUUCUGUUGUUGCAGCAGCAGCCUGCCUGCCUCAGCAUAGGCUGUCAUGACUGGCCGAGACUUUCCCAUCAGUGGCUAUAGUGUGCCACCUGCUUGCAAGCAGAACUAAAUGUCGCGUCUACUGUAUGAUGAUGAUGAUGCGAACAGUAUUGCUGCUGACAAGGGAGCAUUUCAUUGUUGCUGCAAGGUUACGUUCAUUCUCUGUUGCAUUGCUUUCUAUUUAUAUGGGGCGUUGUGCCGAUCAACUUGAUUACGUGCAGCCCCGGAGGCUCAUGUGUGCAUUUCAAUACUACACAGUUGCCAAAGUAUGGACAUGAUUGUGUAACCCUCGA
Messenger RNA from Sycon ciliatum, 1325 nucleotides. RefSeq lists its product as uncharacterized. The coding region runs from base 96 to 794 and encodes 232 amino acids. The transcript is spliced from 4 exons. NCBI's taxonomy places the organism in Eukaryota, Metazoa, Porifera, Calcarea, Leucosolenida, Sycettidae. Gene Ontology annotation, biological process: mitochondrial respiratory chain complex I assembly. The record is from RefSeq and is a predicted model, not a curated record.